This is a messenger RNA of Beta vulgaris subsp. vulgaris (sugar beet), 1434 nucleotides long. RefSeq lists its product as uncharacterized. The record is from RefSeq and is a predicted model, not a curated record. Bases 1 to 1434 code for a protein of 477 amino acids. The transcript is spliced from 4 exons. Lineage: Eukaryota; Viridiplantae; Streptophyta; Magnoliopsida; Caryophyllales; Amaranthaceae.
AUGAGCAGAGGUAAGAGUUUAAAUGAGGAUCACAGGAGGAUCAUUCAGAGGCCUAUAACUAAAGAGGAUGUAAGAAGAGUAAUGUUCAGUAUCCCUGAUGAUAAGGCACCUGGGGCUGAUGGGUUUAAUAGCUGCUUCUAUAAAAGUUGCUGGGAGACUGUUGGUGAUGAUGUUAGUGAGCAAAUAAUGGAAGGUGUGGGCUUUCCUACAAAGUUUAUACAAUUGAUCAUGAUCUGUGUUACAACUCCCCAAUUUUCAAUCAUGGUGAAUGGGUCUCUGUCAGAUUUCUUUGGGGCUCAGAGGGGAUUGAGGCAAGGAGACCCCAUGUCCCCUCUUCUUUUUGCUCUCUGGAUGAGUGAUGAUGAUAUUCAAAGAGCUAAAGAUGUUAAUGGUUUUCAAAUUGGACAACUGCCAUUCAAGUAUUUGGGUGUUCCUAUUGCCACCAAUAAGCUGAAGGCUAGUGAUUGCCAAUCAAUGAUUGACAAGAUGAUAAUUAGGAUUAAACUGUUCCUUAUUCCUAAAAGUGUGCUCACAGAAGUGAAUAGAAUAUGCAAAUGUUUCAUUUGGAGUGGUACUCAUAAUGAUACUAAACCUGGAUCUGUUAAAUGGGAGUCUCUUUGCAAACCUAAGGCUGCUGGGGGGCUUGGAUUGAGGAGCACCAUAAAUUGGAAUAUUGCAGCAGUAGGGAAGUUAGCUUGGUGUAUUGCACAAAAACAAGAUAAUAUGUGGGUUAAAUGGGUCAAUGAGAUGUACAUUAAGGAACAACAGUGGAGUAAUUAUAUUGCUCCUGGUACUGCUAGCUGGGCUUGGAAGUAUAUAUGUCAAGCAAAGGAAGAAAUGAAGGUGAAGCUUGGUGGAGACCAGUGGUUACAAGACAUAAGGUACAACAUCAAGAAACAUUAUACAGCACUUAAUGGAAGUGACAUAAGAGCUCCAUGGAGUGCUUAUGUUUGGAAUAAAUUUUCUCAACCUAAGCAUAGAAUUAUCCUAUGGCUAGGUGUGCAAAACAGGUUGAAAACCAAAGAUAGGUUGAAAAGAAUUGGAGUUUCUGAUGAUGAUGUGUGUACCAUAUGUGGGCAACAUGGUGAAUCUGUGAAGCAUCUGCUUUUCAAAUGUCAUUACAGCAGUCAGUGCAUAGAACAGGUGAUGAACUGGCUGGGAGUGUCUUGGAAUGCCAGAAAUGUGUUUCAGCUGUGUAGAUGGAUCAGAGGAAGAUAUAGAGGCUCCAGCUUCCAGAAAAAAGUGGUGCUAGCUGCUAUUGCUGCUACUGUGUACACCAUUUGGAGAGUUCGUAACUCUGCACACUGGGAUGGUGUUGUAGUGACAAGUAGCAAGUCAGUCCAGGAGAUUAAGCAGUGUGUGAAAGGUAGAAUUAAGCAGCUUAUGAAUGGCAAAGUAAAGGAUAGAGAUAGAAUUUGGUUUGAUAAUGUAUAA